CCAAGUGCGUUUCCUCUUGAUGCUCUUGAGUUUACUAGGCUCCUGCGUGAGAGUCACUUACCCAGUGCGGGUCCUUCCUCAAAUGCAGUCUACAUGAUUUAAAUAAAACUGAAGGGGAAACAAAAAAGAACCCACCCAGUCCUCUGAGGUUUCAAUACGUGAGAUUUUGUUCAGUCUGACCUUUUAUGCAACCGCAAGGAUUAAAUACUGCACUGAAUAAACCCCAAUAAAAACAAAAAAAAAGGAAAUCUCUGGCUCAAAAUAUGGGUAUGUACAAACUAACACCUGUGCGUUCGACUCUGCGUUUCUGCUCGAGAUUCGUUCUGUGUUUUAGUAUGUUUACUGUAGUCACUGCUCUCAUUAAUGAGCACUGCAAGACUUUUAAAGAGCAUCUCCUCAAUGACAUCGGUGCCUUGUGCCAUUAUCCUCCUGGGCUCGGUCCCUACGCCGAAUGCAAAGGUUUAGAUUUCCAAAGGGAUCUUUCGGAGGUUGCGACAGGAGUUCGAUUUCUCUGCAUUUUCACUGAUUCAACAAUGAUUCCAGCUAGUGCGUUCUCUCACCUUGGAACGAUUGAAUUUCUAAUAAUACAUGGCUACAAUCUCAGGAGGGUUGAAUCGGGUGCCUUCUCAGGCCUUUCCAACCUUAAAUACUUGUAUGUUUAUUUCAAUGACUCCAAUUGCAGCAACAUUGUAUUGGACAAGUCUGUGUUUGCUGGAUUGGAGAAUCUAGAAGUCAUCCACUUGAAAGGUAUUAAUUUGUCAAACAUUCCCAAUACGACAUUUGAGCAUUUGGUCAGUUUAGUAAACUUUUCUCUGGAUGGCGUUUGUGUGAAAGAACUUGGCGAUGUUUUAUGCAAAAUCCCAAAUGAAAUGUCCCGCUUGAAAUCUUUAAAGGUGUUGACCAGCGGGAUCACUUCUAUCAGAAGUGCUCAGAAAGGAUGUUCGUCUUGGCCUUUCGCUGUACUUGCAGGAAUUCGGGUUUUAGAUCUUAGUCUAAACCCUAUUAAAAUAAUAGAGGCCGAUUCUCUGGCAGUGUUUCGAAACCUUUCAAGUUUCUCACUAAAUUUUAAUGGUGUUUGGCUGGGACAAAUUUGGGAGUCUGGAGUCAGAAACUUGAGCAGGAUUUUAUUUUCUGGAUCCAUCACGGAAAAAUAUGCUUUAAAGUCCAAAGACAUGUGUCAACUAGUUUCUAAAUUAAAUAUCCACUCUCUCGAACUGACCUAUGUACACCUUGAUUCAUUGUCAAUGGAAGAUUUCGAAGAUUGUGGAACAGAGCUUAAAGAACUUAGUAUAUUUUAUUCAAAUGUCAAGCAACUGGACCUAGGAUUCUGGAGAAGCAUAGCAGGAACACAGACAAUGGAGUUGUAUAGGAUUUCAUUAACUGAAGCUGCGUUCUGUGAUGCUGCAAACGGGACUGUUUGGAAUGUAACUACUCUGAAUCUAAUGGAGAACCAUCUAACCGUUGUGAAAACGCACCAGUUUGUUUGCACCCCUCUACUUGAGCAACUACUACUUUCUAAAAAUGCCAUUACAACUCUAGAACCCGAAGCGUUCAGUGGGUUGUAUCGUCUUAAGAUUCUCAAACUUUCCACGAACAAGAUCAAAACGCUCGCAACCGAUGACUUCCGAUCUCUUCGAUCUCUGGAAGUCCUGCUUAUUGAUGAAAAUGUGAUUGAGAAAAUCGAAGAGGGGAUAUUUAGGAAUCAGGAGAAGCUGCGUGAACUUUCAUUCGGAAGGUUGGAAUACGUCUAUAAGUUACCCCUGAACUUACUGUUUUAUGGUUUUCCAGAAGAUUUGGAGCGUCUUAGCAUUGAUGCGAAUUUCGGGACUGCGUUUUCUUUCGGAAGUAUGGGAAGACCCAAAAAAAACUUGACAUUUGAACUAAGUGGAUUGGAGCUCAACAUGGACAACUAUACUCCCUUUUUGGAGUCCAUCCGAGAGUUUAAAUUAAAUACCCGCCUUUUUUUUUACAAGAUCGACUUUUUAGUUCCUUUUUUCACCAAUCUAGAAUUGUUAGAAUUUACAGCUGACCCUGAGCAGUUGUUCAUCAAUUACACAGGAAUCAACAGAUUGCAUUAUCUCAAGCGUCUUAAACUCAUCAACCUUAAUUUCUCAAACCACACCAAUCCCGGAAUGACCUUCUGGAAUCUAAAACGCCUACGGAUCCUAGUACUCUACAACUGCCGUCUGAACUUUCUGACAAAGAUGAUGUUCCGAGAUCUGCAAUCAUUGGAACUGUUGAAUCUCUACAGUGCCAACCCUUUGACCUUGAAGGAUGGGAUGUUUGAUGCCCUGCCAGUCUUGAGUGCUGUGGUGCUUGACAGAGUGGACUUUCAGUGUGACUGUGACAUGGGCUGGUUCCUGGAAUGGGCGCAGAGCACACGAACACAGGUCAUCAAUCUGCAACAGCAGCAAUGCAUCUGGCAUUACCAGAAACUGAAUUUGUUGUCCACCAUGGAAAAAUUGUGCCAGACAGAUGUGCAGUACUUGUGCUAUUUGGGCACCGUCAACAUCAUCAGUCUGCUGCUGGUCAGUGCUCUCUGCUAUCGGUUUGCCUACUGGCCAUGCGUGGUCUUAAUCCUUCGCCUCAGAGGAUAUAUGGAGAGGAGGUUUGGUAAAUUUUGGUGGAGGAGAAGGCAAAGGCAGGGACUGGAUGAUCCAGAAGACGACAUGAAAUAUGAUGCAUUCGUGUCAUUCAGCAGCCGUGAUGAAGCUUGGGUCCUGGAGGAGUUGGCUCCAAGGUUAGAGGAACAAGGCCACCCCAGGCUGCGACUCUGCUUGCACAGCAGAGACUUUGAGGUGGGAAAGGGAAUUGUCGACAACAUCGCAGAGUGUAUCUACAGCAGCCGGCGCACGGUGUGUGUUCUUACUCGUCAGUAUCUGCGAAGUGACUGGUGCGGCCUGGAGAUGAGAAUAGCAACGCACCGGCUGCUUGAAGAAGAGAAACAUCGUCUCAUUCUCAUCUUUCUCGAGCACAUCUCCCUAUUUGAGCUCAGCAAUUUUCACCGCUUGGCCAAGCUGGUAAAAUCACGCACGUAUUUGGACUGGCCACAGGACAAGUCAGAGAGGAUACACUUCUGGGAACGUCUGAGAAGAAACAUUGCUGAAGGUGAAAUGGAUGCCCCUUAAAACCAUGGACCGCAUGAAGGGGACAACAACAUUUAAAUCUCUAUGCUAUAUGAAAAGGAAAAUAGUAUAAAAUAAUGCAAAUCUGUUUAACAACAUUUGACCAUUGUGAUAUUUCUAUAAAUGUCCAGUUUAUUAUUCAUUACUCAUUAUGCAUUAAUGCAUGAACAACAGGGGUUAAAUUUAUGCUGAUCACUUUUGAUUAAA
Messenger RNA from Silurus meridionalis, 3332 nucleotides. Its product is annotated as toll-like receptor 13. Gene Ontology annotation, cellular component: membrane. Bases 264 to 3128 code for a protein of 954 amino acids. The transcript is spliced from 4 exons. The record is from RefSeq and is a predicted model, not a curated record. Gene Ontology annotation, biological process: toll-like receptor signaling pathway; immune response; inflammatory response. Gene Ontology annotation, molecular function: protein binding; transmembrane signaling receptor activity. Lineage: Eukaryota; Metazoa; Chordata; Actinopteri; Siluriformes; Siluridae.